Messenger RNA from Trachymyrmex cornetzi, 801 nucleotides. RefSeq names its product ras-related protein Ral-B. NCBI's taxonomy places the organism in Eukaryota, Metazoa, Arthropoda, Insecta, Hymenoptera, Formicidae. The record is from RefSeq and is a predicted model, not a curated record. The coding region runs from base 1 to 801 and encodes 266 amino acids. The transcript is spliced from 3 exons. Gene Ontology annotation, molecular function: GTPase activity; GTP binding.
AUGAGUGGGAGUCAAAUUGGCUGUCCCUUCCGCCCACAUCCUUCAGCACACUUGAAAGAAGGACAGAAGGAUGGAACAACAAAGAACAUCAGAAAUGAGAAAGCAACGAAAUCUCACAGUAAUAGUGGAAAGUCGUCCGAAAGUUGGGUUCGGCAUACAAUUGUUGUGAUGGGCCCACCAAAAGUCGGCAAGACGGCAAUUAUCAAACGAUUCGUGUAUAAUACUUUCAGCCGAAAGUAUAAGCAGAUGGUCGGGAACAAUCAUCCUAUGGAUUUUAAUGUUUAUGGAAACAAAUAUAUAAGAUUUGAUUUUCAAGACUUAUCCAACUUCGAUGAGUUCCCGCCGAUGAGAGAGCUUUUCAUAACAACGGCUGAGGCCUUUAUUUUAGUUUACGACGUAAAUGAUUCAAAUACUUUUCUCGAAGUGGAAGCACUCCGCGCCCAGAUACACAGCACGAAAGGAGCAAUUCCGAUUGUGGUCGUUGGUAACAAAAUCGAUCUUGUAGGGACAGAAAAAGAGGUGGAGACCGAAAGAACUAGAGAAUUUGUAACCACGACAUGGAAAAAUGGCUUUGUAGAAGUAUCUGCAAAAGACGACCUUAAUAUUAACCAAAUGUUUGAACAACUUCUUAUCCAAGCAAAGUGGGAAUAUGAUUUGAGACCAGCAUUGCGUCACCGUCAACAAUCUUUGCCGCCUCCGCAACAUUCAAACUCGCGCAGCAACAGUAGUAGUACUCCGUCCGCGACUCGGUUACAUUUUCAAGAUCGUGAGCGUUCCGAUAGGAAUUGCUGUAUCUUAUAA